Messenger RNA from Amoebophrya sp. A25, 10589 nucleotides. The record is from the annotation of a GenBank genome assembly. NCBI's taxonomy places the organism in Eukaryota, Dinophyceae, Syndiniales, Amoebophryaceae.
GUUUUUUCACUAUUAUUUUGACUCCUUCUAAUACGCUAACUUUCUUGUUCCUCUAAAGAAGAUCUAAGUCAAUCAUUGUAAGUACUUGAGUAAUUUUUUUUGCAUUUAUCAUCAAAUGCAUGGCCUGGCAUGGGAUCCUCCGUAUGCGUGUUUUUGAGGUCCUUUUGCUGCUUUUCAUGGUGACAUGAUCUUUUCGCAAAGCUUGCGUAGGGUGGCACAUGCGUGCCGGUCGAAAUCGAUGGUUGGAGCCGAACCACAUACUUAUUGGGAGUUUUUACAUAAAUUGAAUUGUGGGGGAAUCUUUUCGUGCAUACCUCAGCAACCAAAACCAUGAAAGGAGAGGAAUAAAUUAUUGCCUUGCCGUGGUAAGAACAAAAAGGAAGUAGACGACAAUAAACAACAGCUUUGUACAAAAUCAACGAAGGAGACAGGGCACUGAAAAUCCGACGCCUUGCAGUACCUACCCUUGAGUAGUUGACACAACUGUAAGCCAAAGCCUUGGGACAAAAUUGACCCAAACGGAUACGACGGUCUUCUCUUUCACUAGUGCAGCUGUUGCACAACUACUAGUAAAGAAACCGCAAAAGAAAACGACCCCAACAUCCUAUAGACAACGAGGACUUUCUGCUCUGGUACAAGCUCAAGCACAGAGACAAUACGACAAGAAGGACCAACAUCUUCAGUAACAGAUACCACUUCACUAGUAGACGCCACUUCGCGAGUAGACCUAGACGCCGCUUCACUAGUAGACGCCACGUCUGUGGUACAAGUUGUAGAAAGACGAGGCAAUAGCAACGAUUCUUACCACCUCCACAGUCGGAACGGAGGAUCAAUUGCGAAGAUUUUCUCUACAACAAGCAGAGAAACGGAGGACCAACUCCUGGCCCGGUCGUGCGCAGAAGGCGUGGUGCGCGAUCUCCUGGGCACCAUGAUGGAAGUAGGAGGAGCCCAGCCUUCGGCGCCUGCUGCGCCGGCGCCUUUGGCUGUAGUGCAACCACCGCCACAGAUGAGCGCAGAAGAGUUGCAGAGAUUUGAAACGCUCUGCAAUAGCUUGUUUUUAUGAACAAUGAAUGGUUGUUUUUUUUUGUUCAUGAUACAUAGAUACUUACACUCGUAGACAGUGAAGAUAAGUGGCUGCCUGACAAUUGAGUAAUUAGUGCAACCACCUCUAAUCCCGAAUGCACAAACGGAACCAGAGAGGCAAGAAGCGCAUAGGAUAUUACUCCCGUUGAUAGACGAUCCCACGAAGAUACCGCAGAUGCAGGCUAUUCUGAUGACCAGCCAACAAAAUCAUGCCAUCGUUUUUAGUACGAAUGCAUUGGUACUUAUGUGUUUAUCUUGCUCUUGUUGCAGGAAACAACUGACUAAAGGACCGGACAGAAUUAAUAGACUGGACAGACUGAAGGGUUACGUGCAGGAAAUCAAUCACAGUUAUUCGACCACACAGAGUUAGACUAGUUCUUGAAUACUUCGUUCAGUUUACUACAGGCUGCACAAUCAUCGCUGCAUCACAUACAAUCAUCACGACAAUUCGUUUCUGUCAAUCAAUGUCACCUAAAAACAGAUGAAGCUGAUAACGAAUCAUUGGUCAGCAGUAUCUUCAUCGCAGAAAGAGCAGCUAAAAGCGUUCAUGUUCAACCACUUAGCGACACACGGCGCUAACAUCUACGCGCAGGCUCCACAAAUGGUACUUGUAGUUGUAGCAAUGAACAAUCUUUCUUAGCACGGCUUCUGGAAGAUUUUCGUUUGACAAGUAUGUUGUGGCUUGCAAUUAUCCAUGUCGAUGUUCAUAUGAACGGGUUUUAGGCCUCCGUACCAAUCCAUCUCCUCCUCACAACGGCACACUCUCAUCUUCUCUUUCCUCCCCACUAACACAGAUCGGCCCAUUCAUUCGACUUUUGUGCCGGUUAUUGAAGCUAGCCUGGUUGGAAGGACCCCAGCAUCAGGACGUUGUGUCGCGAGUAGAUCCUUUUCUCGAGCAGUCAACGGCGCAUUGCAUUGUGGGAUUAGAAUUGUAAGCUUUACAGCAUUCUAAAACUAAAUUCGUUUCUUACCUCCUUCUUCACCCUAAUCUCUACCAGAAGCGCAAAAAAUUCUCUACCCUGGUGCCAACAAAAACAAGGUAUGUCGAAAUUACUACCGAUAUGCAACCUAGCGCAGGGACAAUGAUGAGCAGGUAUCGACGAGCAGCGUUAUCAUUCCGCGAUAGUGCCUUGCCAGAGAUUUUUCAGCGGGCUUUGCAGACUUUGCAGAAAUUGAGCCAGAAUAAGCUCAAAAUGGAAGAUAACAAACAGCAAGAACGAGUACUGGUGCGACAGUUGCUGAGGCUAGUGGUGAACUGCUUGUCCUUCGACUUUAUGGGUACGAUGCCUGAUGAGACGAAUGAGGACCAACAAACAGUGAUGGUGCCGCAUAGUUGGACGAUGCUAAGGGAUGAGGCCAUUUGUUAUGGCAAACGUAACCUCCACCUCUUAGAUUAGAAACGCAACCCCUUUUUAGGCCUAGUAGAACAUCUCAGACCUUUAGGCACUCUUGCUUGCGGUUGCAUCCCUCGAGGACAGCAUGAUCGUUAGAAGCCUCUCUUUCAAGGGUAGAAAGAAGUGCUGUCCAAGGAUAUCUGAAUCUCAUUCCGUCCAAGGAUAUGAAUCCCACUCAGGGAUGAUGCCACAUCUCAGGGUAGCUCUAAACUUGCACGUUGUUUUUCGAAGUAUACAGCAGUUGCUGCAGCUAUCAGCGGUUUGACUGCGCGGCCAAGGCUCUAGAAGCUCUGGUGCUCAUAGCGUCUCUGAGAAGGAGCUUCUUUCAACAAGACGGGGACAGGAAUAAACUUUUGGGGAACUUGAUUCAGGGAACCAGUGGUACUAUUAUUUAAGUAGUUUCUUAUUUAAGUAGUUUCUUUUACUUUUACAUAGAUACUUUUUCUUAGUUUUUUUAGAAGGAAGAUGUGGGUGAUUCAGGGAACAACGAGUGGCACCAAGUAUUGCAGAGGAUGAUAUGAGGUUUUUUAGUUCAGGGAUGAUUUUAGAUAAAUAUCUCACAUACCCCACGAUUGGGUACACUACUACUACUACUACUACUUAGAUGUAAGAUUUCGUGAUGAGAGCUUACCAACAAGUGGACGCACUAAACCGGUAGGUAAAGAAGUCAGACUUUCUCCUUUCCUCCAGCACUACUUCUAGGAACUACGAAAACUAAAAAGAACUUCCUGAACAUGAAAACCAGGUAUCCUCGCUGCGAAGAUGGGUCUUCAGGACCCUGAUUGUUAUCACACGCUUUGCCGACUUCUCGGCAAGAUCAACACUGCGCAUCAACUCUCCGAACUAGCGGCGAUAGAUGUAAGAUUUUUAUCGUUUGAGUGUAUAAUGUGAACAAGCGUUUCUUUUAUGACGUCUGCUCUAGUGCAGUGAGUGUCAUUUUUAGUUGUAGACUCUGUCUGGAAUUAUAUACCACUUGUUCGUUUGUUUGUUAUAAUUUUCAUUUCUCUAUCUCUCUCAUCCGCUUUCCUCUCUCCCUCCCUCCCUCCCUCCCUCACCCUCUAUUGAUUUCCCUCUGAUCCACUUUCCUCUCCUCCAGUUCCCUCUGAUCAACUUUCCUCUCGCCCUUCCUCAUCCUAAUCUCACCCUCACCUUCUCCAAUCCUCCAAAACAACAGGUCUUCCAAAUGUGGAUGAACCACGUGCAUAGUUUUACAACUGAGUCCUUGAUCGACUGGGAAAAACAGCCGAAUAGCAAGCAUUACCUGCUGCAGUUCUGGGCGGGGCUCGUGUCCCCCAUGAUAUACUUGAAAGAAAAAGCCCCACCACAGUUGGAGAACUGCAUCCAGCAGAUCACGAUAUCGUACCUAUGAACUCUAGUAUGUUUAUUUGUUUUGUUACAAUCUAAUAAUUGAGAAUUGCAUUCAACAGAUCACGAUAUCGUACCUAUGAACUCUAGUAUGUUUAUUUGUUUUGUUACAAUCUAAUAAUUGAGAAUUGCAUUCAACAGAUUACGAUAUUAUCGAUCUUAGGAACUCUAGAAGUAUGUUUUAUGUGUAACCGCAUGAGUCGUGAGCUCUGACCAUAGCUAGAAGAAGAAGAAGUAUUAAGCUUAGGUGCAGCUUUAUUAGAACAAAGUGGAGUUUAUUGCAUGAUAACUGCAAUAUGGUGGAUCCAUACUAGUAAAUGGUAAAUACAAUUACAAACCAAGGUACAUCGAGUCCCGUCUCGCGAUGGCGGAAGCAGCAGCCACCGCGGACGGGUGUCAAGAGUGGGCCGACCCUCUAGAGGAGGAAGUCCUGAGAACAGAGCAAUUAGAGGUGCUCUCCGCUCUGGGAAAAGCCAGGUACUUAUGUGCAUGAAUGUCAAUGUUCUUUAAUAUCGGAUGCUGUAGAUCUAAAACUACGGAUUUUUUUUGUGCUGUAAGUAUCAUUUUCAUCGUCCCCCCCAUCCGACAAUAUAGGUACCACGAAACAGCACAACACGUUUUGAAACAUUUUGAAGACUGCUUGAACCGUGGGAAGCAGAGCCAGAUACCAGAAAAAGUUUUCGAGAAGAAGAUGGCGUGGCUUAUCUUAAGGCUUACCUCUAAUAGAUAUAGAUACCACUCCUGCUGCCCUUGUGCGUGUAGUUGAAGUAGAAGAUGGCGUACGAAUAACAAAUUGCCUUCUAAUUACAUCCUUUACUAGUGCCGUCCGCGUCGUUGUUGACUUGGUGUCACUUUCAACUUUUCCUAGUAAUCUGACAACAAAUUACAUUCUCCGGCAUCUGUGCCAUCCUUGAGGUUGUUGACCUAUUUUCUACUAACUUGUAGUAGAAAACCAUGCUUAAUAUCGCGUUAACCUUAACCUAUUCCCCACUAGAAAGAUAAGGAAAGGUCGUCAAGAAUCAAUGUUCUGAGGAAUGUAACUAAUGGUCGCCUUGGUUACCAAGCAUCGUUUUUCUGAGAAAUGUAAUUAAUACUCCAAAGACUCUAUUAUGUAGAGUGGUCCACCUCUCAUGUAGUAGUAGUAGUACUAGUACUAGUAGUAUUAGUAGGUAGUAAUAGUAGUAGUAGUCCGCUAAUUACCUACAUUUUCGGCGCCCUUGUUGCCGGCCACAGUCAGAGCAUGGGAAGCACACGCGGACGCAUAGAACCAACGUCCAACCUUCAGCCUGGGGAGCCCGGCUAUGUCACGCCUCCGCACGUAGUGAAUGGCGAGUUAGCAGCAAGAGUAUUCGAAUUGAUCGACCUGACUGACCCACAUUAAGGCUCAAAGCACAUAUAGAAAAAGGCUCAAAGCACAUAUAGAAAAAGGCUCAAAGCACAUAUUAUUAGGUCGUAGUUCACCAUCUAGUAGUGCAACCAUUCCUGUAGGAUACCCAGCAUCCUAGAAGGAAAGGGCUCAAAGUUAAGGUCAGCUUUUAUCCAUCUUUCUCGGCAUCUCGGUACCCGUUUCCCUUGUAUUCUCAUGAGAAAUACAAGGUAAAACAAGGGGUCAAGAGGAGGGGGCCGAGAUGCAAUCUAGCACAAGCUAACAAAGCACAUAAAGAGAAAACUCCCCCUUCACCUAUUCUCCACUGCGUCCAGCUCAGUAGUAGACAAGCUCUCCUCGUAUUCCUUCUUCAUAGGAAGUGCCUAAACCAAUAUUUUGCUCCUUCAUGAAGAUUCAUCUUCACAGGAAAGUGCCUCCUCUACUCUGUAGCAGCCUUUUGCAUGAUCCGCCUCUUUGUGUUUUGCUUUUCUUUCUUUGGGCACGAAGAAAGAUAAAUUGAAUUGUGAGCAGCUCUAACCACAGCCUGGACGACAAUCCCUGGAGCUCGCGUAUUUGUACUUUUUAGAGCAGUUCCGGAAAGUGUACAUAAGUGAGACGGCGAAGCAGAUGAACGACCGAUCGCAGGUGAACGAGCGACUAGCGUCUUUGCUCAAAUGCAAGGACGAGAACGAAAUCUUGGGCAAGGUGAUCAAUAAGAUAGGCAAAAACCUACAGCACCGAUGCGCGUUCGAAACCGUGCUGCAAAAAUCCUUAGCGCUCUUCCACGAACUAGCGGCUGGCAUCAAUAUCGUGCACACAGCUGAGAGAUCGCCGCACUUGAUCGUGUCUGGAAGACUGCUGUUGAAGAACGAGAUGGUAGUUACUGAUUUCCGCGUGGUGGAGUCAAUAAUUUAGUUAGAAGAUGCGCCUCGUUGUAGCAGGCAGUUGUAGUAGAAUUUCCGCGUGGUGGCGUCAAUAAUUGAGUAUUUGUAGCAAGCAGUUGUACUAGACGGGAGUGCACUCAUUUCAAUCAGUAUACUAUAAAUAUGAUUCCAAUUAUUAUGGAGACUUGUUUACGAAAAUCAUCAGGUUACUUUGCCAGUUGAAAGCCUGUCUACUCAACAAUUGUCCGUCUUCAUCUCCCCAAAUCCACCUAUCACGCAGGUCCAAUACAUGAUGCAGCAUCAUGCGAAUCCGGAGUUCGCUUUCCUUUAUUACACGCUGAAAUACGGAAAGUUCAGAACGCAAUAUUACCAUACUCUGGGAAAGCUGCUUUUUUUAUGACCAAAGUAGAUGUAGAACGAACAAUGUAGAUUAGAUUUAGGAGGAUCAAGGCCUGCAUCUUCAGCAUUCUGCAAGUAGCUAGCCACAUGCAGAGUUACCAAGUAAUCGCCACAUGAUGAAAGCAGUCACGUUAUAUUAUAAUCCGAUAUCUUCCCCAACAGCAAGCUCUUCUAAUAUCAAUGGACGGCAAAGACGACGCGGCGAGUCAAAGGCAGGCGUUUCAGAAAUUUAUGGAGCCAAUGACGAGUGUUAUCGACACUGUCCGUAUGCUUGCAGGGAAGAACCAGUUAAAACAAGAGCCUGAAGCCAAGUCGCGCAUUAUUGGCUUGUGCAGAGAUCUUAGAUUAAGGCCCAAUAUUUAUAUUUUAGUCAGAAAUCUUAAUCUAUUCCCUUCGGAACGGCACACUCACAUAUUUCAUAACUUCUAUAUCACGGCACUUUUCCCUAUCUCCUUCUUAGGAUUCUUGGGAGAAAUGCAAUGGCAAAAAAUGAAGUAUCUUGAGCUCUAAUUAGAGGAAUGACUUUAGCUUGUCACGGGUCAGAAAGCUACGGCUUGCUCUUCAACUGGCUGGUCCAAGACGCCAACAUUGCCGCGGCAGCGAACAAUCGGAUAGCGCUGUUUUAUCAGUUAAGGCUUGCCGUAAUUCAUCUUUCAAUCUAAGUACUUGAAUUGGAAACGUGUAAGUAAAAGCAUCUUUCGCGUACUGUUGAGGGAAAACACAGCAAAGGCAUUUCUUCGGACCCUCUAUUUCGAACCUUAAACAUAGCAAGGACGACUUCUAAGUGAAAAUAUGUCAUCUGUUGUUUUGGUUUUGGAGGAGUCAACUCGUUUCUUGUCUAAGGUCUACGUUUUUACUUACUCUAGGUGAGAAGCUCUAAACUAUGCAUUAGACUGCUUCUGGGACGACCAUGAAGUAACAACGCCAUUGCUCAAGUUCAUGUCUGAGUUCUGCCACAACAAGACCCAGCGAAUCAAUUUUGAGCAGUCUAGUCCAAACGGUAUCUUGUUAUUCCGACAAAGCAGCCAAAUUUUGAGGACUUACGGCACAAGGAUCUUAGCAAAAGACUUCGGAGAUUCCAUGCAAAGCGUGGCUGGGAUAGGGAACGUUCCGACACCGAAUAGGAAACUCUACGAGGAGAAAUAUAAGGGGAUCGGAAUCGCGCUCGACCUAUUCUCGCAUUCGCUCAAUGGAGGGUAGACUUUAUAUUACGAGUUUGCUGCGAUAUUAAAUUGUUGUUCCAACGAUGAACACGUCGAACUGCAUCGACUUCUAAGAAAAUUCACAGGUACUGCAAUUUCGGCGUCUUCGACCUGGCACUGCAAUUUUGGCGUACGCUAGACUAGCACUGCUGGUGGGGUUCUCAAGCGGGCGCCCGAAGGGCGGCCCGCAAUUGUAGACGCCCAGCGUCACGCUGGGCGCAGAAUUCGGCAGAUCUGGCGCAUUUGGGUCGCCCAGCGACCCAGUGUGCCCAGCGUGCCCAGCCCAGCCAUGUUGGGAACCCUUAUAACCUGUUCUAUUAUAUUUUCUUUUGAGCAUGACCAUCUUCACAGGAUGAGCGAGCACUUUUGAGGAUGAGCGAGCACUUUUGAGAAUGAGCAUCUUCACAGGUACUGCAAUUUCGGCGUCUUCGACCUGUAUGGGGACGAGAGCUUGCAGGUCAGCAUGGCCCUUGCGUUGAAGAUGUGUCUCUCGAUUCCCAACACUGAACUCCAAGCGUAUCAGAAGACGUUCAAGCCCUUCUACGUGUUUCUGGACAUCACGUCGAAGAGCCACAUCAAAAAAAUCUUUGAACUGGACGCCACUUCAUUAGCCAGACUAAUUAAGGCUACAAUAAUCUAUUGAUAUUAAAUCCAUCUUACCAUCCAAUAAACAAAAAGAAAAUCUUCAUCUUGGUGCCCCGUAAAUUUUCCCUUAUCAUGUAGAAAUCGGAUAAAGGUGGAGCACCAAGAUCAAGAUGCUCAAUGAGCUGGAUUUUUGCAACCUCUAAACUAUUCAGUUGUGUGGAGGAAGGGCUUCUUUCCUUCGACGUCUCAGUAUCGAUGCAGUGCUGCAGCAUAGUGGACAACAUUGUUUCCUAUUUUAUAGAACAUGGGAAAGAUCUGAGCACGCCACUUGGGCAGUACAUGCAAUCGUUUCUACAGCAACAGCCGGACUCACUGAAGAAGAUUCUGAACUUGAUGUUCCAGCUCAUUCUUGCUGGCGAAUUCAGUAGCACGUGGAGCCUGUCCAGACCCCUGCUCGGUCUCAUACUCCUGCACCAAGACUUAUGACAAGACUCUGUUAUUUUUGACUUGAGGUUUUCCACAACUUGUGUUGGUUUUGUCCUUCCUACUUCUGUAGUUCCUACAACUCAGCUCUUGGGCCUCUUCCUACUUAUUUAUUGUUAUUCUAUAAUGGUGCCCAGUAAUAUCAUCUUCAUCUCGUUUCUCUUCUUAACUUUAUUCCACCUAGUAGACCCACCUAGUCAACACUUGUUCUAUCAAUCUUUUAUCUCGUUCGAUAAUCAUGUACUCGAGAUCUACUUCUUCUAACCUCCGAGUUCCUGACCUUGAAAGAGCGGCUGAUCAUGCAGCAAAUCGACGAGAGGAAGGAAAAGCUGAGGAAUUUCUUCGACGAGUUGAUGCACCAAGUGGAAAACAGUCUGUCUUCUCGCAACCGAGAUCAUUUCACCAGACAACUCUACACCUUUGCGCAGAUGGUCAAGAGCUUGUGAUGAUUUGACCAAAGCAGCCUCGAUGUGAAGAGGAGCAUAAUAACUACUCCUGUAGUAAUUAAUAUUGGAAUAGGAGGAUUCAUUGGAGAUGGAGGUCGUGGUGAAGAGUUAGCUUGUUUCUCUCAGGUUGGCUUUGACAACCUUAAAUACGACACGCGGCGACCACGUGGUCACCGCGUCAUUUUUGAUGAGGGCGUCUUCGUUCCGAGAAAUUUGAACUCCUGAAUAGGUUUCAAUUCAUUGCUUUUCUUUUGGUUUUCAAUCGAAGGUAUUGAUAGUAGUUACGUAUAUGGAUUCAACACUGGAAUCACGUAAAAAAAUCGUCAGGGAAAUCUUAGGCAUGUUGCCGAAUCGACUCAAAUUAUCACAGUGUCACUCUCAUAAGUAGCUCUCCAAAAAGAUAUUCAUACUCAACGUUUAGAACUCUCUUUGUCUAUAAUUGACCUAAGAGUUACAGCUAGCUACUUAUCUUAUAUCUCUCUGCACUAGAAGUCCUGUCAUCUGGGAUUUUUGCUAGUAUGGUGAAAUUAAUACCGCGAUAUAAAACCUGUCAUAAUUAUGGCGGGUCGACGACAUCGCGACCUCCCACUUAUCCUAUCUAAGAGGACAUAAAUUUCAAGGGAAUACGAAUAUUACAUAGACCACUACAUAGUUUGUUAAUAGCACUAGUAUUUCAAUUUCGGGUUCCUUUAUUUCGGUCCUAGUUGGAUUUCACUCCUAGAGGUAGAAGUAGUUGCUAUGUAUUCUGUGCUCGAAAAGUGUCUACUUCUUGAAUCCUUGUCGUCUGGUGCAUGGGGUGGGCUCAGCUCUUUUCAGAGAAGAUGCAUUUACUGGAUGAAGAUGAGCGCAAUGUCAACAUAAAAGUCAAAGUCUUCCUCGCCUGCUACUUGAGAGUCUGAUCACGGUACUUCUUCUAGAUUUCACAAGUAUAUUCGUAUUGUGAAAAUGAAUACUUCUUCAAUACGGACGAGGGAUAUCGAUAUUUCCGUUCGCGCUCCAGAUUACAUGAAGAGGGCAUAGAUUUUCUGGAGGAUCCAUACAUUGAAUAUUACAUUGAGGUCAUAGAAGAUUACAUUGAGCAGGUUAUAGAUGCUCAAGCUGUGUCUGUCAUGAUUUUGAUCAUCGCAGGAUUUUCGCAUCACGACAUAAUCAUGCAAGAAAUGUCGUAUGAUCUCCCCACAGGAUUCAUACUCGUAGUUGGUGUAUUGGAUUUGUACCCGAUUAAGACUCCGGUCUUCCCCAUGACCUCCCAGUAUCGAUUCAUCUCAUAGACGCUCCCAUAUUAUAAAUGAUUUGUUACAACUCACUGAGGAAGAAGUGGUGUUGUCAACAACAUCUUCAUGGUGAAAAUUUCGACUUUCGAAGUCAUGGUGGUGCCUGAG